This is a messenger RNA of Schizophyllum commune H4-8, 1263 nucleotides long. RefSeq lists its product as uncharacterized. The transcript is spliced from 6 exons. Lineage: Eukaryota; Fungi; Basidiomycota; Agaricomycetes; Agaricales; Schizophyllaceae. The record is from RefSeq and is a predicted model, not a curated record. Bases 167 to 1081 code for a protein of 304 amino acids.
UCUCUCCAUCACGGACCUACAACUCGAGGCAACCUCGCUGACGCACGACGCUCCCUUUGUCUUCGUGUAAGUCUUUUGCAUCUGUCUCAAGGUGCUUCAACACUGUCGCGAACUGCUUUGGCCGUACCGUCUACUUGGCUAUCGCAUCUGCUCGCCCUCCGCCGCCAUGAAGUGCAACAAGCUUGAAUGCUACAUCACGGCGGACAAGCAACGACUCGACGAGUAUGGCGUUGACUUGAACGAGGAAGAGAACACGUGCUCGACAUGGAUACCUUCGAAGGCCGGGCAGGACUUCGCUGUCGUUCUCGCCGAUCCUCAGAAAGCGCAUGCGGCGGACAGCUUGGAGCUCAACCUCUUUUUUGAUGGUGUCAGAUGCGAGGACUCUGUCGUGCCGAGUGCACACUCUUCCAAAGUCUCUACCUUGCGCGACACCAUCGUAUCUGAAACCGAGCGCCGCAACUUCCAAUUCGCUGCGCUGGAGCUCACUGACGAUGACUCGUUGCUCGGGAAGAGUGUCCAACGCGCAGGCGAAAUCAAGCUUGAGGUAUGGCGCUGUCGCGUGACAGGCAAGGGGGGCUACUUGCGCGGGAAAGCCGUUUCGGGCCCUUCUAAAGUGCACGAGAAGACAAAGAAAGGGCUCGCACACACUGUGGGGUACGGUAAGGCUGAGAAGGCGAAGCGAAACAGAUCGGUUUAUGCCGAUAAGGUGGGUCAAAAGCCCAUUGCUACAUUUACCUUCUAUUAUCGUAGCCUAGACAUCCUCCGCGCCAACGGCAUCGCACCGAAACCCGCUGAGGAAACCAGAUCAGAGUCGCGCUCCCCAUCGCCAGAAAGCUCGACUGCGAGGAAAGGGAAGAAGCGCAAAGCGUCCGACGAAUCCGAGCCGCAACAAAAGAAGAUCAAGCCUGAGGUCGUCGACAUCGAGGAGUUGCAACGGAUAGAAGACCGAGUGCGGCAAGCGGAGGAGGAGCUCCGCAAAGCCAGACUCGAGAUGUAUCGACAGCGCGGGAACGAGCGGGUGAAGCUCGAGGAUGUGUCGACCUUCGUGCCUGGGGAGGUCAUAGACUUGACGGACGACUGACGAGGGCUUUCUGGCACUUUUAUACCCUUCGCCCUUUACGCGUCAUAUGAUAUUCCCCGAGUUAUCGGUCCUCAUAGACACUGGCAUGACGGCGAUGCUGUCGUCGCCGGACAUACAGUGCCAGCACGCUCAAGCUCUUUUGGCAAGUCACAAUGCACUCUCGGCCAUCCGAGGUCUUCCAA